CAAAUGUCUUCAGUAAUUGCUGUUGAUAAUUUUGCAUUUUAUUUGCUUAUUCAAUUAAAAAUUGGACUGUGCAUUUAAUAAAUUAUAACAAUAUAAGUUUUAUAUAGAAAUUUAAGUAUAUCCUAUUUGUAAUGUGCGCAACUCGCAGAUAAAAAUGUAUUUCAAGUGAUUGGUUUUAUUCUAUGAAAACAAAAUGUCGGUCGCAGACCAACCAGACCUUUUGUUUUUCGAUACUUUUUCGCACGACACAAGCGAGGAGCUGAAUUUGGACUUAGUACAAUUCCCAAAAUCAGUAUAUGUGAGGGAAAUCCGAGUGAUACCUUUAGGAGCGAGGGUUGAAGGCGAUUUCCCCGGAGGAGUGCGUCUCGGUGCAACCAACCCAACAAAAUUCCACAUUGACUUUUUUGUCAAUGACCUGAGCAAGCCGGGAGCAUCAACAUUUGAAGCUUUAGGCAGUUUAGAUUAUUGCCAGAAUGGACAGAUACAUAUGGAAUGUGGUGCAUCCCUUGAUCAGCCUCAAAUACCAACGGAUGGUCUUGUACUUAGAGGUUGUUAUACUACUAUCACCUUGGCAGUUUACGGUAAUUUAACUCAAAUUAUACAAGAGACAGCAGUGGGCAGCAACCCUCCCGCCAGUGUACAACGUCAAGCUGUCACUCGCGAAGUUGUGACAGCACCGCCGGCCGUGCCCCAGCCCGCAGAAUGGAGUCAGGAUGGAUCCAAUCCUAUCCCUUCCUACACGGGAAAUGUAGCCACUGGGAAUCCCGAUUCCUAUGGCCCCACAGUUUAUCCAGAAAAUUAUGAUAAUCAAUUGUAUAGAAGUGAUUACUAUGGAAAUGAGCCCCCUAAAGAUCCGAGGACUUACCAUCACUUAGAUGAAAACAAUUGGGAGAAGGAGCGAAGAGAUGUGAGUUUAGAGAGAGACGGAGACCGGAUUCGUCACAGUCCGCGUUCCCUGGAACACGACAGAGACAGAAGGGACGGCAGGAGUCGCAGGCGGUCGUGUAUUUUGUUUGAAUCUCUACCAAUGGGCACUUUUAAAGGUUAUUUUUGUGCCACCUAA
This is a messenger RNA of Papilio polytes (common Mormon), 1063 nucleotides long. It is a transcript of the gene vir, whose product is annotated as protein virilizer. The record is from RefSeq and is a predicted model, not a curated record. The transcript has 4 exons. Bases 194 to 1063 code for a protein of 289 amino acids. Gene Ontology annotation, cellular component: RNA N6-methyladenosine methyltransferase complex. Lineage: Eukaryota; Metazoa; Arthropoda; Insecta; Lepidoptera; Papilionidae. Gene Ontology annotation, molecular function: RNA binding.